AUGGUUCUUCACAACCCCAACAACUGGCACUGGGUGAACAAGGAUGCCGCACCCUGGGCUCGCGCUUGGCUUGACCAAAACCUCACCGUGCUCAGCGCUGAGGACGGUGGUGUGUCCGCCAAAGUAGAGAAGGUGACCUCCAUGGAUGGCGACGUAGACGUCAGCCAGCGCAAGGGAAAGGUCAUCACCCUGUAUGAUGUCAAGCUGUCGCUAGAGUAUUCAGGUAAGACCAAGGACGAGGAGGAUGUCACCGGCUCCAUCAGCAUUCCCGAGGUAGCCCACGACACCGAGGAGGAUGAGUACGUCUUCGAGAUCGAAAACCACGCAGAUGCCUCUUCCAAGCAGCCCGUAAAGGACCUCGUCCGGUCGAAGAUCCUGCCUCAGCUCCGCCAAACCCUGGCCCAGCUCACCAAUGCUCUGGUUACCGAGCACGCCAAGGACCUCCAGCACGCUCCUGGCGUCAACCCGUCUGCCGGUUUCCCCAAAGCCUCUAUUCACCCCCAGGCCAACAAGAAGGAGGAUGCCCCGGCCGCGACCACCACCACCUCGACCACCGGCAAGGUCGCCGUCAACACCACCACCGUGACCGCCUCAGAUGAGAUGCGCACCACCGCCGAGGAACUCUACAACACCUUCACAGACCCCCAGCGUAUCGCUGCUUUCACUCGCGGAGCUCCCCGUCAGUGGGACGGCGCCAAGGUCGGUGGCAAGUUCGCUAUCUUCGAUGGCAAUGUCUCCGGCGAGUUCGUCAAGCUUGAUGCCCCCAAGCAGAUUAUUCAGACAUGGCGCCUUGCUCAGUGGCCUGCCGACCACUACAGUACCCUCGAGAUCAACCUCGACCAGAACGACGUCGACGGCGUCACCCAGCUGCGCGUCUCCUGGUCCGGCGUCCCUGUCGGCCAGGAGGAUGUCACCAAGCAGAAUUGGGAGCUGUACUACGUGCGCAGCAUCAAACAGACCUUCGGGUUUGGCACUAUUCUCUGA
Messenger RNA from Penicillium manginii, 984 nucleotides. RefSeq names its product AHA1 family protein. The transcript is spliced from 4 exons. Lineage: Eukaryota; Fungi; Ascomycota; Eurotiomycetes; Eurotiales; Aspergillaceae. Gene Ontology annotation, biological process: protein folding; positive regulation of ATP-dependent activity. The coding region runs from base 1 to 984 and encodes 327 amino acids. The record is from RefSeq and is a predicted model, not a curated record. Gene Ontology annotation, molecular function: protein-folding chaperone binding; ATPase activator activity. Gene Ontology annotation, cellular component: cytosol.